CUGGGUCAGAGGCUCCAAAAAACAAAGGAUUUAACCUGCCUGGAAUCACCUUUAACCUAGAUUGUUUUAAAAUACUUUGACUGCAUUUUCUCCUACAGCUGUGGACUUAUUUUUUCUACUUUAAUGAAUCCUGAGUCCAGCCUGCAAAACAUGUCUGUAAAUUCAACAAUUGACCACUGCAAAGCAUCCAGUGAUGUCAUAUACAAAGUCCUGUCCUGGGUGAUGGUUGGACAGUUCACGCUGGGUCUGCCUCUCAACCUGACCGUCCUCUACAUCUUUGUCUUCAGGUUCAAGUUCUGGAAGAACAAAAGCAUCUUCCUGUUCAAUAUUGUGGUUGCUGACUUCUUGCUGGUGGCCUGUCUUCCUGCCAAAGCCUACCACUACCACCACGGCCAGAGACGCAGCCCCAACAAAACCUUGUGCAAGACCAUGCUGUUCAUGCUGUUUCUGAACCGCGGCGCCAGCAUCGCCUUCCUCAUCACCCUCUCCCUCGACCGCUACUUCAACGUGGUGCAUCUGGGGAGGAGGAACUUUGUCAAGGUGCUGAAGAAAUCUCCUCAGGUGUCCAUCGUCAUCUGGCUCUUCCUGCUGCCCCUCACCAUCCCCACCAUGGUCAAGACCUUCGAGUGCUGCAACAGCCACGGACGAACGGUUGAGACGGUUUUUCACGAUGUGACGGACACCUUCAGAGAGGUGGUCUACUUCGGCCAGAUCGUCAUCCCGUUCAUCAUCCUGGUCUUCUGCACGGUGCGCAUCGUCAACCGUCUGAGGAGGAAGACGGUCGGGGAGAAGACCAAGCUGCGGAGAGCGGUGUGCGUGGUCAUGUCCGUGGUGGUCGUCUUCUCCAUCUGCUUCCUGCCCUCCACCAUCGCCAGAGCGGUGCUGCUGGCCGUCAGGCUGCUGAAGAAACCGGAGGCCAUGGAGAACGUGGCGACUCAGGUCUACGACGGCCUCAUGGUGCUGUCCUACAUCGACUGCCUGCUGGACCCGCUGGUCUACUGCUUCUGUAACUCAGGGUUCAAAGACGCCUACGUGUCCACCUUCUGUCCAAAGUUUCUUCAGGAGAAACUGCAAAAUACUGACUUCGGCUUGGGAACAAACACAACUACUAGUAUACCGAUAACAACGGCGACAUCGUCCGGGGGUAGAAAAGUUUCUGUGCCGUUACUAGAGCAAUGAACGUUCUUUUAUCUUAGUUUUUAAUCACUCUGAGGUGUUUCGUCACCAUUAAGCCUCAGCCACACAGAUAGAAUAACCAAUUUCCCGCCCACAAAAGGUGUUUUCAGCCACUCUUUUAUGUGAAAAUGCCAGAAAGAACAUAACAAAUGCCAUUUAAACAAAGGCUGAAAGCAGAUACUGCCCAACAUCACGCCUCCUCUUUAGAAAUAGUCCUCUGUGACACAAAACCAUCAUCAUAAAACAAUCAUUUACCAAAAUUUAGAUAGAUGAGGGUUUAUUUGGAGCAGUGUUUUGGUCCAGAUGUUCAACUCUAUAUGUACA
This is a messenger RNA of Centropristis striata (black sea bass), 1500 nucleotides long. RefSeq names its product 12-(S)-hydroxy-5,8,10,14-eicosatetraenoic acid receptor-like. Bases 124 to 1179 code for a protein of 351 amino acids. Gene Ontology annotation, biological process: G protein-coupled receptor signaling pathway. The transcript has 3 exons. NCBI's taxonomy places the organism in Eukaryota, Metazoa, Chordata, Actinopteri, Perciformes, Serranidae. Gene Ontology annotation, cellular component: membrane. The record is from RefSeq and is a predicted model, not a curated record. Gene Ontology annotation, molecular function: G protein-coupled receptor activity.